Molecule: messenger RNA, 2184 nt
Organism: Pseudocercospora fijiensis CIRAD86
Lineage: Eukaryota; Fungi; Ascomycota; Dothideomycetes; Mycosphaerellales; Mycosphaerellaceae
Exons: 4
Coding region: 1-2184 (727 amino acids)
Source: RefSeq, a predicted model, not a curated record
AUGUCUAUCAUCAUGGUUAAACAGCAGUCACCACCCUUCGUCGUGGAUCUGUUGCAUGGCUGGAACCCAUUUCAAUCAAGGAACUUCAUCAAGCUCUGUCGACCCGACAUCCGGCAGAUGGCGUCAACAUCCUUAGCUGGACCAGGCCAGAGCCUCAGAGGGGUGUUCACUGUUUUGGCAUGGCGGGCGAAGUCUCGCGCCCACCGCCAUAACGUAGAUUUCCAGGGCAGUGUCCAAGGGACGUAUGUAUCACUAUCGACGUCUGCGGCGACUUUUCCAGCGCUGACAUUGCGAAGAACGCAAGAGAUGACACUGCCCAAGCGGACCGUCAAUGGCGUGGCACAAGGAACAAAACGCAGGAGUGAUUCGAUCGAACCACCUCAGCGAAAGACCAAGUCAUUCAUGGAACCCGGCGAAUCGCGCGACUCGGCCUCGCGCUCUCCCUCUCGCAAUGCUUCUUACCAAACCGAUGAUGAAGAGCAAGGGGGCAACAGCGAGAACUCUCAGCACCACAACAUUUCUCAUCCCCAACACACACUGGGCAUCAAAACUUCAAACUACCCCGGUCACGCCCCAAACCACAUCAUGGACUCGACCAAUGAGGCUUUGGGCCAUUGUCUUAAGAUCCUCAGCGCAAGCACCAUCCCGCCGCGCCUCUUUGCGCCGGCCGUGGAGACAAUUCUCGAUGAUCUGAUACUCCCUAAAGUCCACCUGUCCGAGGCGGCAUCGAUCAAGCGGGCUUUCGUUGAUCUUGACGGCAUACUCCGUUCUCACGGCAUCAAUGGUGCAGGAGCUGAGAAAGUCGUGGACAUAUUGCGCGCUCAGACGAAGAAGGCCUUCGUGGACCUGACUAACGCGGCAAUGGACACUGAGCAUGACGAGACUGUCUCCAAAUCUAGGCAAGAAAUACACCAUCCUUCCGAGCAUGUCUCGCUGGAUCGGCACAGCGAUGCGCACGAUUACAUGAAGCAUGCCGCUCUUGGGAGCAAGAGUGGUCCUGCGGACGCUGUUACUACUGAAGCGGAGCUUCCAGGACGCGCGAGACACCUUGACGACGGCUCAAGGACUCCCGCGACAUCUUGGACUCGUUCAUCGCCCCACAGCCAGAGUGCGUCGCUUCGGUCUCGUUACUUCUUUUCGGGCCCGGGAACGGACAGAUGCGGACGGAAUGUGGACGGAACGCUAUUCGAGCAUCUCGAAGACGGUUCCGACAGUCCGACGCAAGGGAAAAAGCGAGACUGGUCUGAGCAGGAGGAAGAGAUUGUAUUGAAAGGCAUGCGGCUUCAGCGGCCUUCUGGGGCAAUCGCCAAGGACCUUGCAAAGAUCGGAGCCUCUCGUACUAUAUCUGCCGUCAACAACAAGCGUGCAGUCUUGCAGAAGAGACCCGCUCCGGAAGAGUGGGUGCGUGAAGCUCUCGGCGUCGAUGGCCGUAGAACGGCGAAGCAAAAUGCCUCCGCUCCUGCGAACAAAACUGCCAAGAAUACAGACAAGGUGUCAACGAAGGCCUCCAUUUCAUCUGACUCGUGGUUCGACGACCAUGUCUGCGACAUUGUGGCGGUCAAGUGGCACUGCUACCUGCCUUCAUCCGAUGAGCUUGAUCUUUACGUCUUUUACCUCCCGGUCGGCACUCCAGAGAUUCCGGUGGCGCCCGACUCAGCGGAAUCCAGGCUGGAGCUGGAACAGGCCUGCGUGGAAGCCUUCAAAGGCGGCGAACGCUCUUUUCAAAGCGUGACACAGCUGGCGGACAAUUUCUGGAUCGUCACGUGCAAAUCUCCGCGGUAUGGCCAUAGAGAGCUCAUGGAAUGCCCAGUUCUGUUCAGAGACUUUCGGUUCUUUCCUGAAUACCUGCCAUUGCAGCCACCCAAGACGUUUGCGGCCAAUGUCGAGCAGGAUGUCACCCAUCGGGAGCUCGUCCUCGUCACUUUCCAAAUUCAUUCCCAGGUUGACUUUGCCAUGCAAGUCGAUGCAGCCUCGUCCUCUCGCAAGAUCGUCGCCUACUUCGUGCAGUCACCUGGCUUGACGCGUUUCUACAUACGUCUCAGCGGCAGACAUGUCGGGCUUUGCUUCAAGCCUGUAGAAAUGCACGGAACGUGUUGGCUGUGCUCUGAAGAACAUGGGGAUCGGCGCACACAAUUGGGGCCGGUUUCGUGCCCGGAAGACCAAAAGGUAUGCAUGACUAUGUGA